Messenger RNA from Lachancea mirantina, 1005 nucleotides. NCBI's taxonomy places the organism in Eukaryota, Fungi, Ascomycota, Saccharomycetes, Saccharomycetales, Saccharomycetaceae. The record is from the annotation of a GenBank genome assembly.
AUGUCAUUGAACUCGUUUACAGAUUCUUUCAGUAAGAAAUUCCAGGAACUUUCUACGCAGGUGAGUCAAGCUGCCCAGGAUGCGCAGCUUGAUAAAAGGUUCAAGGAUCUUUCGCAAGCAGUGUCGCAAAGAACCCAGGAUUUGACAACCCAAUUACCCAACCUAGCUCAAUCGACGCAACGUAUAAUGCAAGAAAAAUUGGGGCAAGUGACUGAUAUAUCGCAAAUGCCCCAAGAUUAUGUGGAAUUGGAAAACAGGGUUGACAGAAUCAAACUGGUGUACGAGAAUUUCUUGAAAGUCACGCAGGUGUAUGAAAACGAGAGUUACGACUAUCCUAGCAACGUCAGAGAGUCGGUAAACGAGUUUUCGAGCGUUGUUGGCGCGAGAUUGCACGACCUUUCGCGUGCUGCGACAGCUGACGAAGCGCAGUCGAUUUUGAUCGCACCUGGCCCCCACAAGGAUCCCAAAACACUUAACUAUGCUCUCAGCAAAGUGGCUUUGACCUCUAGCGAAUAUUUGAAUAAAUCUUCUGGCGGGCAAGACGAUGAGCUCGCUACUGCCUUGCUCAAGUACAGCGAUGUUCAGACAAAAAUUGCACAGGCAAGAUUGCAGCAAGACACUUUAAUUCAAACCAAGUUCAACAAGAAUUUGAAAGAAGCUCUUUCUAAGGACCUUUUGGCUGCGCAAACUGCGCGUAAGAAUGUGGAACACAAGAGACUGCAGUAUGACAUUUCAAGAGCCAAUUUGGCGUCUGCUAAACCUGAAAAGGAAGCUUCUCUGAGAGUUGAAAUGGAGGCCUACGAAGAUGAGUUCGCGCAGGCCACUGACGAUGCGGUAAUUGUCAUGCAGCAAGCUAUCCAAUCUUCCGCGUUUCUGAAGGAUUUGCAUGAGUUAGCUGUCGCCCAACUCGCAUAUCACAAGCUUUCUUCAGAACUUUUAUCAGAAUUUGUUCCUCAACUAGAGUCCACCAAGCAAGAAGAGGGAGAGGACAAGCCUGGUUUGUAA